This is a messenger RNA of Aspergillus thermomutatus, 1743 nucleotides long. RefSeq lists its product as uncharacterized. The record is from RefSeq and is a predicted model, not a curated record. NCBI's taxonomy places the organism in Eukaryota, Fungi, Ascomycota, Eurotiomycetes, Eurotiales, Aspergillaceae. Bases 1 to 1743 code for a protein of 580 amino acids. Gene Ontology annotation, molecular function: catalytic activity. The transcript has 3 exons.
AUGACUCAACAGAGCAUAGCCUUUACCAUUCCACCCCAGCCGGACGACUCCAAUGACCAACCCGGUCUUUGGUCUGUCGGGCACAGCACCACUGUCUCGCUUCAGCCCGCGGAUGAGAACUCCGGCUCGGAGAGCCUUCGUUCGACGCUCAUCCGGCACUUUGCCGCAGACAUCGAUACCAAAUACACGGAUUUAAUCCUCAUCCUCUGCGGCUUCGUGAGCGGCCUCGUCGAUGGCCUUUCCUUCAACGCCUGGGGCAGUUUUGCCAGCAUGCAAACCGGAAACACUGUCUUCAUCGCCCUCGGCGUUAGCGGCCAACCAAUCUACCCAACCUACCUCUGGGCCAAAUCCCUCGUCGCCGUUACCGUUUUCAUUCUCUCCAUGAUCCUUUACAUCCACGUCUCGCGUCUGCUAUCCCCCCGCCGCCGCUCGACCCUCCUUCUUUCAUUCAGUGCGCAGACCCUUGCCCUACUGGCCGCCGCCGUUCUCGUCGAAACCGGCUCCGUGAGCCGGCGUCUCGAGGACCCCCGCGCCCCUAUACAAUGGAUCCAGAUUCUCCCCAUCUCAUUGCUUUCAUUCCAGGCGGCGGGUCAGAUCGUGACUUCACGAAUGCUGGCCUUCGACGAGAUCCCGACAGUGGUGCUGACGACACUUCUGUGCGACUUGCUCGUGGACAAGGAGUUGUUGGCGCGCGGGUGGAGAUCGAACCCGCGGCGGAAUCGCCGGGUCGGCGCGUUCCUGGCGCUCUUCCUGGGCGCGAUGACGGCGGGGGGGUUGAGCAAGGUGACGGAUAUGGCUGCAAGUCUGUGGUUGGCGAUGGGAUACCGAGGCUCGUACUUAAGCGAUCUCGACUCAAAUACCACACGACAAUCCCAUCAUGUAAAUCAUCCACCCAACAAAAUGACACAAUCAAUCCUCACCACCACCCAAGAUGGCAUCACAACCAUCACACUCAACCGCCCCCACCGCCGCAACGCCGUCGACCCCCCAACCGCCAAAGCGCUCUACAACGCCAUCCUAGCCUUCGACGCCGACCCCGCACAGAAAGUCUGCAUCCUCACCGGCGCCGGCGGGACCUUCUGCGCCGGCGCCGAUCUCCACGCCGUCGCAGCAUCCUCCCCAUCCACACUGACAACCCAAGAGAACCUCCAGCCUGUCCCUGACCCGUCCAACAAAGGCAAAUCCGAGCCAGUCCCAGUCCCGUCCCUAGGACCAAUGGGCCCCACCCGCCUGCACACAUCCAAGCCCCUCAUCGCCGCAAUCGCCGGGCACGCCGUCGCAGGCGGGCUCGAGCUCGCCCUCCUCGCUGACCUGCGCAUCGUCGAGGAAGACGCCAUCCUCGGCGUUUUCUGUCGGCGGUGGGGCGUCCCGCUCAUCGACGGCGGGACGGUGCGUCUGCAGGCGAUUGUGGGGUUGGGGCGGGCGCUGGAUUUGAUUCUCACUGGGCGCCGGGUCGGCGCGGACGAGGCGCUGGGGAUGGGGUUGGUGAGUCGGGUUGUUGCCAAGGGGGCGGCGGUGGAGGAGGCGACGGCGUUGGCGAGGGAGUUGAUGCGGUUCCCUGCGAUGUGUAUGAAUGUUGAUCGGGGGAGUUGCUAUUACAGUGCGUAUCGGGCGGGGUCGAUGGAGGAUGCGCUGCGGAGGGAGUUUGAGAGGGGGGCUAGGGUGUUGGCGGCGGAGAGUGUGAGCGGGGCGGCGAGGUUUCGGGAUGGGGAGGGGAGACAUGGGAGGUUUGGGAAGUUGUAG